Molecule: messenger RNA, 1089 nt
Organism: Cicer arietinum (chickpea)
Lineage: Eukaryota; Viridiplantae; Streptophyta; Magnoliopsida; Fabales; Fabaceae
Source: RefSeq, a predicted model, not a curated record
AGACUUGUCAUACUCUAAAUGAAAAGCGCGUUGGCCAUUGGGAAGUAAAGAUGAGUCUAUAAAAAAGAAAAUAAGGUGAAUGGAGAAUUUCACAAAAGCCAUUUAGAUCCAUUAAUCUCUUUUCUCUCAUGGCUCCAAACACAUGGGAUGUUCUAUCAGAAUCUAAACGCAUAAUAAAAUCUCAACCUAGUCUCUACAACAAUCUCACCCUCAUAUUCCUCCUACCCCUCUCUUUCUCCACAUUCCUUUAUCAAAUCCUUUUCAAACACUUUCAACAACAACAACAACAACCAAACCCCACCUUAAUCUUCUCCUUCACACUCUCCUUCUUGCUUUUCUCUUCCAUCUUCACAUAUAGUGCUGUCAUCGCCAUCACCUACAGCAUCUACCAUGGCUUCUUUAAUCGUCCCAUUAAACUAAAAGAAGCCAUUAAAUCCAUCGCCACUUCUUUCUUCCCCCUCCUCGCUACCUCCGUCGUUACAUUCGUCAUCUUCUUCUUCAUCUUUUUUUUAAUCAUACUUCUCUCUGGACUUGUCUUUUUCCACAUCAUCUAUCUAGGCGAUACCUACCUUGAAAAUGACCCUUAUUACUUGGUCGUGUUGUGUUCCUUUGCCUUUGUUUUAAUGAUUGUUGUAUUCCCUCUUGUUAUGUAUUUGAUGGUUAAUUUUAGCUUGGUGAAUGUUAUUGUGGUGGUGGAAUCUUGUUGGGGUUUGGAACCGUUGAGGAGAAGUUGGAGAUUGGUGAAAGGAAUGAAAAGGUUGAUCCUUUCAACCUUUAUCUUUUUUGGGUUAUUGCAAUGGAUAUUGUUAUGGAUAGUGAGAUAUAAUUGGGUAUUUAUUUUCAUGAUUUCUCCUAUACUUGCUAUGCUUAUGCUUUACAAUAUUGCGGUUUAUACGAUGAUAUACAUAUAUUGCAAGGAGAACCAUGGUGAACUUGGAGAGGAAAAGGAUGGGGCAACCUUGCCCUUAAUUCCAUAAUUAUAUUAUAGAAAUGGUUAAUUAAUUCCACAUUUAAGUUGUCUUUUUUAAUUUAUUUAUCUUUGUAAUGUCUUCCAUUUUGUAAUCAAUAAAUGAUCGUCGUAAUCCUCAA